AUGGCACCUCGCAGAGCACUCUUCAUCAUCGAUAUUCAAAAAGAACUUGCAGUCGACUCCAAAACGCGAGUUCCACAUGCGGAUCGAGUGAUCGCCUCCGCCGAGGGAAUCCUCGAGGCCGCCCGGUCGGUCAUCGAUUCCCAUCGCGAAAACAACCAACUCUCGCCAUGGGCCAUCUACUUCAUCCAGCAUGAGGACUCGCCGGAAAAGGGCACAUUGGUGCGCGGCAGCGAGCCGUGGGAACUGGCGUUUACUCCCCGCGUGGAUGUCGAGGAAGAGAUCGUCAUCGCGAAGAAGACUGGCAACACAUUCGAGUCAAAUCCCACCCUCGCCGCUCGACUCCGCAACGCCGAUGUCAGCGAAGUCGUGGCCCUGGGGCUGCAGAGCGACAAAUGCGUGGAAGCGACCUGCCAGGGUGCGCUGGCGGCGGGAUUUCGCGUCACUCUUCUCGCUGGCGCGCACUCGACUUACGACUCGGAUGGUAAGACCGCGAUAGAGAUUGAGCGCGAGGUUGAACGGCGGUUGUCGACUCGGGGGGCGCGUGUCCUGCGAUGGGAAGAGGCGGUCUCGCAGUGGGUGCAGAAGCGUGGGUAG
Molecule: messenger RNA, 594 nt
Organism: Aspergillus saccharolyticus JOP 1030-1
Lineage: Eukaryota; Fungi; Ascomycota; Eurotiomycetes; Eurotiales; Aspergillaceae
Product: Isochorismatase hydrolase
Exons: 2
Coding region: 1-594 (197 amino acids)
Source: RefSeq, a predicted model, not a curated record